Molecule: messenger RNA, 3781 nt
Organism: Aplysia californica (California sea hare)
Lineage: Eukaryota; Metazoa; Mollusca; Gastropoda; Aplysiida; Aplysiidae
Product: F-box/WD repeat-containing protein 2
Exons: 7
Coding region: 475-1959 (494 amino acids)
Molecular function (GO): protein binding
Source: RefSeq, a predicted model, not a curated record
AGGGAAACAACUCUGGAAAAAAACCCAACUUAAUUUCUUCGCUUCUAAAAAAUAGCCUACUAUCACUAUCAGAUCUUCUUGUGUUUACAGUUUAGUUGGGACUCCGACGUUUUGUAAACAAUAUUAUUAAUUACUUCAUCAGCAAACGAAAGCAGUGUUUUUAACAAUUCUAUACCAAGCAAAUCACUUUAAAUGAGUGUACUCUUUUGUACACAGUUUGAUGUUGGCCAGCAUUCUUUUCUUUCCUAAUAAGUAUUAGUAUUAGAUCUAGAUAUAGAUCUAGUCUUGUCUUUGACGACGUACUGUUGGUAGAUUCAACCUCAGACAGAGCCACCGAUCUGCCCAAGUGCCCGGCCCCAAGUCACAAGAAGCCAGUCAUGGUAGCAGUUGUGAUUCGUCAACCGCACCUAAAAGACUCAUGAAAAGAUGGAAAUGGUUGCUUUCAAGGACUAGGAACCUACCAAGCCUUAGAGAAUGGGGUCACCAACUGAUCAGUUUUCAGAAUGGCUUGAUCAAGUCACAGCGGUGUACAGCACACUGAGAGACUCAGAAAGAAACUGUGUUCUUGAGACUCUUAUUUCAUCAUCUGGGCCUCAGCAAAUGUUCAUGCUAAGCAGGAAACUUCCAGAUGUCCUGUUUAGAGAUUUUGUGAGCUGUCUGCCCCCAGAAGUGGUUACCAUUAUUUUGCGAUAUCUGGAUGGAGAACAACUUCUCUUAUGUUGUCUGGUCAGCAAAUCUUGGAAUGAACGGAUUAGUAACUUGAUGCCUGUGUGGGACCGAGUGGCUAAAAAUUGUGGCGUGCGUGUUCCCAUUAUUGACAGUGUUUUGGGAGAGCAAAACCCUGAUGGUGUUGAAGAACUCCCCCGUUUGACUGCACCUGUAUGCAAAGCUUUGUUCUGUCAUGCCAAACAGAUUCUGAAGGGAUUCAACGAAGGGUCUACCAUUUGUAUUGAAGAAGAGUUCAUUGACAAAGGAGCAUGGCGGGUCACGUCCGUCAGAUAUCACAGAGGAAAUGUUGUGACUGGUUGUGAUGACCACACAGUGCAAGUGUGGUCAGUACCGGAGGGGCGUGUCCUGAGCACCGUGUCCACUCACUCUGUAUGUUGCCUCACCAUCACUGACAACCAUCUGUACACUGCCUCGUUCAACGCCAAUGCUGAGUGCUGGGAUCUGACUACGGGGUUCCAUUCCAGAACCUUCUGUGGUCAUACAUCAGCAGUUCUCGCCAUUGAUGUCACUGAUGAUGAACAUUUUCUUCUCACGGGCUCUGUUGAUAAAACGGCUAAACUUUGGGACCUCACCAAAUCAGACACUGAACAGCUAAUAGUAACUUUUGAUGAUGCCCAUGAUGACUGGGUUUUUCAGGUGAAGUUUCUUCCAAAAGAAAGUGAUGACCUGCAGUUUAUAACCUGUGACUCCAAUGUGUGCUGUCUGUGGCGCACAAAUGCGGAUGGUCGAGUUUUGUCGUCCAAUCAUGUGACAGCGGACAACACAGCCAAGUUUACCUCCUUUUAUCACAUGCUGGAAAACCCACGCCAUGUAUAUGCCUGCCAGUGGACAGAGGCUAAUAAGUCAUCGGCAUUGUGUGAAUAUGAAGUGGUCCCAAAAGUGACAAAAAUACAAAAAGUGAUGUCUUUCAUGAUAAAUCUGGACAAUAUUAAAGCAUUUCUUCUGGGAGCAGGUUCUAGAUUUGCUGUCAUCAUGUGUUCUAUAUCCAGAAAGGAUUUCCAUAUUCUUGACAUUCCAAAGCAAACUGUGGUAGCUACGAUUGCAACUCCAGAUUUUUAUGUUUUGACGCGGAACGGCUCCACUGUCACGUUGUGUGACACCAGCUGGCUUAAUGGCUUCCAGUUUUCCAAGAUGAAGGCAGACACUCCAGUGUUUGCAGCAGGUAUUGCACUCAACAAAGUGAUGCUUGGAACUUGGGCUAAGUUUGUCUCUAAAUUUUACUUAUGUUGAAUUAUUACCUUUUAGUUUUGGCUCAAGUUAAGUUUGAGGGGUUUCUUUUAUUGUACACUCUUCUCUUUUUGGUUAAGGGUAUAAAAAGUGGGUGAGAUGUGGUGCUAUAAGGUAAUGUAGAGUAUUGGGACAUACACCAGGCUUUUGAAUCCAAAAUGUCAAAGCAGAAAAGAGUUUUUUUAUCUCUACAAAAGAACUACGGGUCGAUUGGUAUAGCUCGAGUGCCUUAAAAAAUCUCUACCGCCCUCUUACAAGUAACCUCAAAUCCAUCGAAUUUGUACAGCCCCAACUUAGAAGAAGUUAGAUCAUAUCCAGGGCUUAAAAACAGCAAGGUCAGAUAACAAAGUUCAUUUUAAAAUAAAGCAUUUAUUUGAAUGUCUGUACAAAAACAUUAGGUUGUACGUGGUGAUGGACCUGACUGAUAAUGCUCCAGAAUGCUUGCAUAAUAUGAUUUUUCUUUUAUCUUGUCUAUUUUGCCUCUUUUUUUUUUAACUUCUUCAAUCAGACUCACUUUGACUUUAGAUUCAAAGGGGGAGUCAACUAAUUGUGCAUAAUGUCAUGACAAACCGGUGAAACAAGACUAAAGCGGAAACUACUACUUAGUAACACGUAUUUGCUGUCUUAAGCAAUGUUUGGAACAUAUUUGUCUUUUCUAAUUUUCUUAAAAUGUUUAGUGUCUACCUAGAGCCAUGAACUUUGGGUUUCAUUUAGUCUUUGGGCACCAUAGUGAGACAGUUGAUGAAACUGAUUCUAAAAUUAGAAUGAACAGAUUUGUUUGUUUAGGCAAAGCAAGUGUUUUACAAAACCUAGAAGUGGUAGAGAUCAGAUCUUCUUUCCUUUAACACCCCCUCUGAUUGCACAGUUGAUGCCUCAUAUUUGGCAUAGGUUUUGUGUGGGAUGAAUACACCUGUUAAGUCAGAAGUCGCACAAGAGACCAUAAAAGCCGAAGUAUACUUCAGUGAGGGCUUCUUUUAAGACAAGCUGUAGUAAUAUUGGUUGCUUGUUUUUAGCGUUACUACUGUUACUUGACAAAAGGUGUAUUGUUGGUGUUUGUGAACAAAAACACUCUGGAGUUCCUUCUCCUUUAUUUGAGUUAUGUUUAAUCAUGUGCUGCUGGAUGCGACGUUUACCAUGUUGUGUUUUUGAUAGCCUUCAGUUGAAGCGCAAAAGCUUGAUAAGCUUUUAUGCUGCUUGAUCAGUAUUAACAACAUUACUUUUUCGCAAAGUCCUGCUGAUGAAAGUAAAUUCACAUCUUUAUUUAUAAACAAAGAUUAAGAGAGAACAGUAUAUGUCGUGGGAUUAUGAGGACAUUGCACAAAACUAAUUUGGUUUUGCUUUGAAUACGGUACCUUUAACAGUGUAUGAUACAUUCAUGUAUUCUGUUUAGAAGUUCAGGAUAAGCUGUUGAUUUGUCCUUUUUGUUCCUCUGAAAGAUGUCAGCAGGGUGUCUCUGAGAAGAGAAUGUCGCGUCGAAUUCGAAUCUAGUUUUGUUUUCAUUUUCUUCCAAUACUCACUUGACCAAUUAGCAGAAACUUUAUGUCAACAUCGUCCACCAUUAGAGACUUCCUAUCAAGUGAGGGAAAACAGUAUGCCAUGGACUAUUUGUGACUUCAGUAUGAAAUCUAAACUUGAAGCUUUGUUUUACCGUCACUCAUGCACUACUGCUUCAGUAUUGUGUGAAUCCGAGAGGGAUUUAUGAUUUAACUGUGUGAUGUUGUUACGUGUAUCAGUAUCAUUUAAUGAUAUGUGAGGUAUCAUGGUGGAAUCAGGUACUUGUCAAAAUAAUGAAUUUUUAAAGAAACUGGCAUUUUUCUGGCUGUUG